AUGACUCCAUUACAAUUUCAAAACAAUAGCAAUCCAAACGAAGAAAAUAUGGAGGGAAAAGGAGAUAGUGAUGAAAUCAAUUUAGAUGAUGAUGAGCCUCUUUUUACUAGUCUCCAUGAAAGUAGUUCAAGUAAAAGCCAGAGGUCUAAGUCUGUUUUCAACAACCGUCCAACCAAGAGUAAAAGUUCAAUUUAUGAAGAAAAAGUUGAUGCUUUAUUGGAUGCCAUAUCAUCAAAAAGCAUACAAACUUAUCCACAAAAUAAUCCGUCCCUAACAAUAGCAGAUUGCAUGGCCAUUGUCAUCAAGUUCCCUGAUUUUCGUGAAGGGUCCAACGAAUUUUCAGAAGCAUUGCUUAUCUUCACCAAAAAGCAAAAUUGUGAAGCUUUUAUGUUUCCAACGACCGACAUAACCAAGAUGGAGUUUCUUAAGUUACUUAUGAAAUAA
Lactuca saligna is the source of this 444-nucleotide messenger RNA. The record is from the annotation of a GenBank genome assembly. Lineage: Eukaryota; Viridiplantae; Streptophyta; Magnoliopsida; Asterales; Asteraceae.